AUGGAUUUCUUGAACAAAUUCCAGAAGCUUCUUCUCUCUUUCUCUUUCACCUCCACGUCCUGGCUCUCGUCAACUACCAAAGAAGAGCCAGGGUUCCCAUCCCGAUGGUCGCUUCCCCCAAACCAACAUGAUGCUUUCUGUCGGGAACUGGUACAGCUCGCCGCAGCAAUCGCCGACUUUGAGCCAGUCCGGAUGCACGUCCGACCUGAAGAUAUGGAGCUGGCCCAGUCUUUGAUCAAGGCCAAUGUGAAAGACGCCUCCAAUAUCACUUUGAUCCCAUCCCCGGUGAACCAUCCCUGGGUUCGGGACACUGGUCCGGUGUACGUGCGUGAUCCAACAUUGCCUAGCCGGAGAGUGGCCGUGAACUUCCGGUUUAAUGAGUGGGGCAACAAGGCGCCGGAAAACGACGGCAUUUGCUGGGGCCAGCAAUGGCCGCUGAUGGACGAGAAAACGCUCCAAGAGAACGAGAACUGGGCACGUUGGGUGAUCGCGCAUGAUCGAGAGCCAGAACCUGUCACGCGAAUCGACGCUCUUAUUCGCGCCGAGGGCGGGGGGGGUGUCCAUGAUGGUGACGGUACCCUGAUAAUUAGCGAGAGCUGUAUUGUUGACGAGGCACGGAACCCUGGGAUGGCCAAGGCCGAGAUUGAGGUGGAACUCAAGCGCUUGCUUGGAAUUGAGAAGGUCCUCUGGUUCCCCGGCCGGAAGAAUAUCGAUAUCACAGACAGCCACAUGGACGCGGAGGCACGAUUCGUCCGGCCAGGCGUAGUGGUUCACUCGAAACCACACGAUAUGGGACCUACGGAAUGGAAAGAGCUAUCGGCAGAGAUCCGAGAGAUCCUCGACCGUGCGACGGACGCUAAGGGCCGCAGGCUGGAAAUUCAUAUCCUCGAGGAGCCCGAUCCGGCCCAUAUGGUGAAUGCUGAUGACGAGAAGCCCGCCAUUAGCUAUGUGAACUUCUAUUUUGUUAAUGGUGGUCUCGUCAUUCCGCAGUUUGGAGAUGAGGAGAGAGACCAGAAGGCGCUACGCCUCCUCCAACAAUUGCUUCCGGAGCGGACCGUCAAGCAAGUACGGGUCAACGCCAUUCCAUUGACUGGCGGUGUGUUACAUUGCGUCACGCAACAGGUUCCUGCGAUGGAGUAG
Molecule: messenger RNA, 1140 nt
Organism: Penicillium alfredii
Lineage: Eukaryota; Fungi; Ascomycota; Eurotiomycetes; Eurotiales; Aspergillaceae
Product: agmatine deiminase family protein
Exons: 2
Coding region: 1-1140 (379 amino acids)
Biological process (GO): putrescine biosynthetic process
Molecular function (GO): protein-arginine deiminase activity; agmatine deiminase activity
Source: RefSeq, a predicted model, not a curated record